Molecule: messenger RNA, 357 nt
Organism: Prunus avium (sweet cherry)
Lineage: Eukaryota; Viridiplantae; Streptophyta; Magnoliopsida; Rosales; Rosaceae
Source: RefSeq, a predicted model, not a curated record
CGUUGUUUUGUUUGGUGAUCUUAUAAAUCUAACGCGGGUUUCUUUUAAUACAGGAAUUACUCGAGUGUUUUAUGGAUCAGAUUUUGUUACUGUAACAAAGUCAGAAGAUGCUUCUUGGGAUCUUUUGAAGCCUGAAAUCUUUGCAGCAAUCAUGGACUUCUAUUCUUCUGGGCAGCCACUCUUUCUAGACUCAAAAACUGCAUCAGCGAUGGACACUGCUAUUCAAGAAGAUGAUUCAGAAAUUGUUGCAAUGAUCAAAGAAUUGUUGGAGACUCGCAUCCGACCAGCAGUGCAAGAUGAUGGUGGCGACAUUGAGUAUAGGGGAUUUGAUCCGUAAGUUUCCUUCAUUUAAUUUAG